AUUGUUGGUCAUUGCCGUUAUUUCUGUUGGUCUUCUAUAUUGGAAACGAAAAGUAAUAAAAGAAUGGUUUGAUCAUAAAAAAGGUUCUAUUUCAAAUCCGAAACCGUUGAUAUCUUUUAUUAAUUUAAAAUCUGAAGAUGAAACAAAUGCUCUUAAUGAAUAUGAUGAAUUAAAUAAACGAUCGUUAAAAAUAAACUCAAAUGAUAGUAUUGAUGCUCGUGGACUAUGGAAUCGAACUGCAGUUUAUCUUGCUGAUCCAAAUCGAGCACAUGAUUAUAUAAAUGCAAAUAAAAUUAAAGGUUAUUAUAGCGAUGAACAAUAUAUAGCUUGUCAAGGUCCAUUACCCGAAACAUUUGAAGAUUUUUGGUCAAUGAUCUUACAAUACAAAGUAUCAAAAAUAAUUAUGUUAACAAAAUUUGAGGAACAGACAAGCAAUGGUCAGUAUAUUGACAAGUGUGGUCAUUAUUUUCCGAUUGAAAAGUCUUGUGAAACUUAUGGUCGUAUCAAGGUAGAAGUUUUAGAAGUUCAACGCGAGCCAGAACUAGAGAUAAGAUAUUUACAAAAUAAUCACACACAACAUGUCACACAUUAUUUUUUCACCGGUUGGCCAGAUCGUGGUGUAGUUGAAUGUCGGCAACUAGUCGAUCUUAUACAAAUGAUCAAUAAAAAUACAUUGAGAAAAAAAUAUAAAAGACAUAGCGAAAGUCCUAUCGUCGUCCAUGGCAGAUCAUUUAACGAUGUUAUUCGAGAUCUUCAUACAACUGUUAAUUUUUAA
Didymodactylos carnosus is the source of this 775-nucleotide messenger RNA. The record is from the annotation of a GenBank genome assembly. Lineage: Eukaryota; Metazoa; Rotifera; Eurotatoria; Philodinida; Philodinidae.